UAAAAUUAAUGCUAUGUCAAUAGAUAUCACACGAGUGUGGUAUAUAAAUGUAACGAGAUGGCGUCUUAUUUAUUGGCGAGUUAAGACUCGUUAAAGAACACGACAUAAGAAAAUGACCGACAAGGGACCCGUAGUUAUGAUUGAUCCGUCUCAGUUGUUGAGACCGGAACCAACAUUUAACGACAAGCCAAUCCAGGCAUACCGUGACUAUACCAUUGAUGACACGGAUCCUAUUAAGGAGCGCGUGCGCAGAACAUACUACGAGAUGCACACCAAAAUGACCGUCGAUCUCGCUAAAGAAAAACGCGAGAAAUGGUUAAAAUUCAACCACUUCAAGGCGACCGUAAAAGAGGCUCUCAUCCGCCUCAACGAGGUGGUGGACGAGUCUGAUCCCGAUCUGGACCUUCCCAACAUAGUACACGCGUUCCAGACUGCCGAGAGAAUACGACAGGAUCAUCCUAAUGAUGACUGGUUCCAUCUUAUUGGCCUGAUACAUGACUUGGGAAAGGUGAUGGCGCUGUAUGGCGAACCGCAAUGGUGUGUAGUAGGAGACACGUUCGCCGUGGGUUGUAAGUGGGCUAAUGCCAUCGUCUACGGCCCAGAAAGCUUCAAAGAUAAUCCCGAUACCUACAAUCCUAAGUACAAUACUCCACACGGUAUGUACAAACCUCACUGUGGUCUGGACAAUCUGAUGAUAUCAUGGAGUCACGAUGAAUAUCUGUAUCAAUUUCUUAAACAUAACAAGAGUACGCUGCCUGAAAAAGGAUUGGUUAUGAUCAGGUACCACUCUUUUUACCCAUGGCACUCCGGUGGAGAAUACCGUCAGCUUACUAACGAAAAGGACGAGGAGACAUUAAAAUACGUCACUGAAUUCAAUAAAUACGACCUCUACACAAAAAGUGAAAAGAUACCAGACAUCGAAGCAUUGUGGCCGUACUACGAGAAACUGAUUGAGAAAUAUAUUCCAGGUGUUUGCGAAUGGUAGAAAUAUUACUAGUAGGUAUUCAAUGUGGGAAUACAAAGAAAUAUAUAGUUUUUAUUGUUAGUUU
Pieris napi is the source of this 1049-nucleotide messenger RNA. RefSeq names its product inositol oxygenase-like. Bases 113 to 985 code for a protein of 290 amino acids. The transcript has 7 exons. Gene Ontology annotation, cellular component: cytoplasm. Gene Ontology annotation, biological process: inositol catabolic process. The record is from RefSeq and is a predicted model, not a curated record. Lineage: Eukaryota; Metazoa; Arthropoda; Insecta; Lepidoptera; Pieridae. Gene Ontology annotation, molecular function: inositol oxygenase activity; iron ion binding.